UGAUGGUCAGAUAACUGCUCUAUAAAUACUUGUGACACACAAAUGUUUGCAUUUAGUCAGAUGAAGAUCAACAUAUGUACCGUAACUCACUUCAGUCUAUGUAUCACUGCUCAUAAUGGUUUCCAUCAUUGCUAAAGAUAUUUCAAGAGGACUGUUGCCUAUCAUCUGUGUUAUACUGUGUUUAACAUCCAAUGAGCAAACAGCAUCAGUGAGUCCAGUCUAUGCUUUAUAAAGACACCUACAUCUGUACCGGUGCUCAGUACUGGCUGUACUGUAACACAAGUGUGCAUGACUUUUUGUACUCAAUAUUUCGGAACCAAACCGAACACCGCUGCAUAAAUGAUGGCUGUGACUGUAUUGGUGAUCUGAACACAUGCACCAGUAAUACAUCCUCCUGCUUCUGCAGUAAUAAUACCAACAGCAUCACUCUCAGUCCAGCAGUUAGUCCUCGCUAUGACCAGUGUUGGACCACCUGUGUCUGCGCUCAAAAGAGAAACUCCAUCUGCUUCUGCACUAAUGACGUCAAUACAAUUACAACCGCAACGUCUCUAAGACCCACAACUCCAGGUCAUAAUACAACACCGACGGAUGAAUGCAGUACCCCAGGACGUUUGACAAACCUUCUUGACCAGAUAGAGAAGAUUACAGUACAACAUCUCCCUUUGAUCAACGUCACCAAUCUUUUGGACCUGGUCUUUCAUACUUCUGAGGAGAUUUUACACUCGUUGUCAAAUGAUUUGGAGACACUAGCGUCAACCGGAAACCGUGUGUUAAAAGUCAGUGAGAAGCUCGUCUCCAUGUUGGUGAAGCCAACAAGAACUUUUGGAAAUGUCAGCUUUACUCUUCAGUCUGUAGAGGCACAAGUCUUCAUGGUUGGAUCACGUGUCACCUUAUAUAAAAUCCCACAGCUUGACACAACAAAUGCAUCUGUGGACAUUGAUCUCACUGGGAUUGCCAAGAACAACAAUGGAAGUUCUGCUGUGGCGUUCAUGAGCUUUAACACAAUGGAGAAUCUACUGAAGGCAGAAUUCUUCAACACAUCAGAUGACACAUCAGUUAAAACCAUGAUGUCCACUGUCAUCUCAGCUACUCUUCCAAAAACCACCAACAUACAGCUCACAAAACCAGUCAACUUCACCCUCAAACACAUCCGAGAGCUUGUGUCUGGAGGGAGUGUGUGGUGUGUGUACUGGAACAUGACUGAGUGGACUGUAGAUGGUUGUUGUGUUUUAGACACAAACAGCAGCUACACUGUGUGUUCAUGUGUUCAUCUGUCAACAUUCGCUCUCAUCAUGCAAACCAGCAGCACACCAGCAGAGGAUGAUCAUCUGAUGGAAGUGUUGAAUUUGGUGGCUGUGUCGGUGGGUCUGGUGUUUAAUAGUUUGGCUCUGUUGACUUUUGCUUUCUGUCGAUGGAAACCUGGAGUGAACAAUGUGGCUCGAAUCAACCUCUGCAUCAGUCUGCUGUCGGCUCAUCUUCUGUUCUUCCUCACACAACACUUCCUCACACACAUCAGACCUCUUCAGGUGUUGUGUGGUGUGCUGUCAGGAUUUCUUCACUUUCUCUUUCUCUCCUGCUUUGUGUGGAUGUUCAUUGAAGCUGUGCUGCUCUACAUCUGCGUGAAGAACCUAUCACAGAUCAGCUCCAGACAGAGGGCGGUGCUUAGCAGCAGAUUCUUGAUUGUGAUUGGAUAUGUGAUUGCUCUGGUUAUAGUGGGCGUGUCUGUCGGAUUGGUUCCUGACGGCUAUGGCAGUGACAAAUGCUGGAUUAAAGUGGAGAAAGGCUUCAUCUGGAGUUUUCUGGGACCUGUUUGCUUCAUUCUUGCAAUAAACUCGAUUCUCUUCAUCAGAAUCAUCAUCAGUCUGAACUCAACUCUCACAAAGCAGAACGCUAAAGUUUCACGGAUGAAAGAAACCAAGAUUAUGGUUUUUAAAACACUGGCUCAGUUUGUGGUUCUUGGUUGUCCCUGGAUUCUGGGUUUCUUCACUAAAGACAGUAAGAUGAUGGAGAUUCUCUUCCUGAUCCUGAACUCACAGCAAGGAACCUUCAUCUUCCUGAUCUACUGUCUCCUCAAUAAUGAGGUCAGACAACAGUAUGUGAAUUGGAUAAAAGCUCUCUUCCCUGGACUCAAAACCAUAAAAAGUGCUCUCCAAAGAUACGGAGGACUAGACUAAAUGGAUGAGUUGUGCAAACCACAAAAGUAGGGUGACCAUUCAUGCCAGUUUCAUUCUUACCUUGAAAUAUACCGAUUGCUUUUCUGAAGUUAUUAACCUUGAUUAUGUAUGCAGUGGACAAAUGCGAGCUCCGGAGGACGCACCCGAAAUCCUGGCCAGGACGUGUCCUGGAAAAACGGCACGUACCCUACACAACAGCAGAAUCAAUGCUUUAAGAUGUACAUGCCAUAUAUUCUCCAUUCUGUGAUAAAUGUCUUGUUUUGCAGCUGUCAAUACUUGUGAUACUAUUUUUUCUGGGUGAUGGCACUUCAUGAACGUAUGC
This is a messenger RNA of Triplophysa rosa, 2496 nucleotides long. RefSeq names its product adhesion G protein-coupled receptor E3-like. Gene Ontology annotation, biological process: adenylate cyclase-activating G protein-coupled receptor signaling pathway; cell surface receptor signaling pathway. Gene Ontology annotation, molecular function: G protein-coupled receptor activity. The transcript is spliced from 17 exons. The record is from RefSeq and is a predicted model, not a curated record. The coding region runs from base 222 to 2174 and encodes 650 amino acids. Gene Ontology annotation, cellular component: membrane. Lineage: Eukaryota; Metazoa; Chordata; Actinopteri; Cypriniformes; Nemacheilidae.